Nematocida minor is the source of this 2136-nucleotide messenger RNA. RefSeq names its product molecular chaperone HtpG. The transcript has a single exon. Bases 1 to 2136 code for a protein of 711 amino acids. The record is from RefSeq and is a predicted model, not a curated record. Gene Ontology annotation, biological process: protein folding. Lineage: Eukaryota; Fungi; Microsporidia. Gene Ontology annotation, molecular function: ATP-dependent protein folding chaperone; ATP binding; ATP hydrolysis activity.
AUGCAGGAAAAUAUGAACACAUCUGACAAAACAGUAGAAAUCGACCAAGAGACAAAAAUGGCUUUUGAAGAAAUAAAAAAAGAGCACGGGGCAGUCCACAGAGAAAAUGAACAAGUAAAUCUGGACGAGACUCUUGUAAAUACAAGCGAAGGAGAGACACACUCGUUCGACGCACAGAUGGACAACUUGCUGAGCAUUCUGAUCAACUCAGUGUACUCCAGCAAAGACUACUUCCUCAGAGAGCUGAUCUCCAACGCAUCCGAUGCAAACGACAAGAGAAAGAGAGUGACAUACGAAACACACGAGAACAUUGAGGAGGAGCUCUCUAUCAAGAUAAUCCCCAACAAAGAGAACAAAACCAUCACCAUUGUUGACACGGGAAUAGGAAUGAGCAAGGCUGACAUGAUAAACUAUCUCGGAAGCAUUGCAUCCAGCGGAACAAAAGAGUUCAGAAAGAAAAUACAGGAGGGAGGAAGCAAAGGACAGUCUCUGGACGCGCUUAUUGGACAGUUUGGGCUUGGGUUCUACUCAGCCUUCCUAGUUGCCGACCAGGUGGAUGUCAUCUCAAGAAAAGGAAACGACUCACCGUACAUCUGGAGCAGCAGAGGGCCAGGAGGCUUCGUAGUGGCGCCAUACAACGGCAGUCACCCACAGGGAACAUCAGUUGUGCUGCACAUUGCAGAGCAGUGCAAGACAUACCUCGAAGAGAAAACCCUCGAGAACAUCGUCAAAGUUCACUCAGCAUUCAUAGCAUACCCCAUCUACUUAUUCGUACUGGCAGAGAAAAAGAGGCCGGUAGCAAAGAAAGAAGAGGAGAAAGAUGAAGACGCAGUGGAAGAUGCACCAGCCGCAGAGGAGGAGCAGGAAACAUACUUUGAAGAAGAGUACAAGAAACUGAACACACAGAUGCCUCUGUGGGCCAGAGACCCCAAGGAAGAGACGAUCACCGAGCAGGAGUACGAAGACUUCUACAAGGCCCUGACAAACGACUGGGAGAAACACUUUGCAGUGAGCCACUCAAGGAUUGAAAGCGACUUCAACCUGCAGAUACUUCUAUUCCUGCAGAACAGACAGCCAUUCAACAUGUUCGAGAAAGGAAAGAAAACACCGUGCAACAUCAAGCUGUACGUGCAGAAUGUCCUUGUAGGAAACGACCUGUCAGAGGCUGUCCCAGAGUGGAUGACAUUCAUCCACGGAAUCAUCUCAUCAAACGACAUCCCCAUCAACGUAUCGAGAGAGAUCGUGCAGGGCAAGUCUGUUAUGAACCUGAUCAAGAGAGUGGUCACCAAGAAGGUGCUUGAGAUGCUCAAGGACCUCGAAAGCGACAAAGAGAACUACCUUAAGUUCUACAACAACUGCAGCGCGUCUUUGAAGGUGGGAGCAUACCAGGAGUCCUCAGAUGUCUCUGGCAAGCUCGCUAAGCUGCUCCGGUACAAGACAACAAAGAGCGACACACCUGUGUCAUUCGAUGAGUACGUCAGCAGAAUGGCAGAGGGACAGAAACAGAUCUAUGUCGUCACAGGAACAAGCGAGGAAGAAGUCAAGUCCAACCCUGCGCUCGUUAAAAUGGGCAAGUACGAAGUUAUCUACAUGUCAGACCCAAUUGACGAGUUCCUCAUCCAGACUCUGAACAAGUACAACGACAAGCCGUUCCAGAGAAUCACAGCUGAAGGAGUUGAGCUCCCUGAAGAAGCCGCGGACCUGUCUGCAUACGAAGAGGAGUACAAGGGAGUGAUGGAAGAGAUGAAGAAGGUGAUUGGCGACUCUGUGGAAAAGGUCAUCAUCUCCACUAAACUCGACUCGCUGCCGUGCUACGUCUCGAGCGCCAAAUACAGCUACUCUGCAGCCAUGGAGCAGAUCAUGAGAUCGCAGCCAGGAAGCGGCAACAACGCAAUGUUUGCGUCAGGAUACCUCACCAAGAAGAUACUGGAGGUGAACCCAGCACACCCCAUCAUGGGCGGUCUGAAGAGACUCCUGGAGGCAGACAAGAGGGAGGAGUUUAACAAGACAGUCAAUCUGAUGUUCGAGUCUUCUAUGCUUGCCUGCGGAUACACCGUCACAAACAUGGCAGACUUCAGCAAAAAGAUAUUUGGAUACGUGGAAAUGGGAAUGGCAGACUCCGCAAAGGACCAGUAA